GCCUGGGCUGGUCGCUGGCCUUCACGCCGGCGCUGGGCGCCGUUUCCCGCUGGUUCCCCCGGCGCCGCGCCUUGGCCACCGGCCUCACCGUCUCCGGCGCCGCCGUCUCGGGGCUGGCGCUGGCCCCGCUGGUCCCGCUGGCCCUGGACACCUACGGCUGGCGCGGCGCCCUGCUCCUGCUGGCCGCCGUCUCCCUGCACCUCGUGGCCGCCGCCGCCCUCCUCCGCCCGCCCCGCGCCCCUCCGGAGCCCCCCGAGCCCCCCGGCGGCCUCGCGGCGCUGCUGCGGCUCCUGCGGCCCGGCCCCUUCCUGCGCCACUUGGCCUUGCCCUUGGGGAGGAGUUUCGGGGCGCUGGCGGCGCUGGCGGCGGCCUACGGGGGCUGCGCCGGGGCCGUGGCGCCGCUGCAGUUCGCCGGCGUGGCCGAGGUGGUCGGGGCCGGCCGGGCGGCGUUGGCCAUCGGGGUGAUGCAGAUGUUCGAGAGCGUGGGGUCCCUGCUGGGGGCGCCCCUGGCGGAACCGCCCGUGUGA
Messenger RNA from Pyrgilauda ruficollis (rufous-necked snowfinch), 527 nucleotides. RefSeq names its product monocarboxylate transporter 13-like. The annotation marks the transcript as partial. NCBI's taxonomy places the organism in Eukaryota, Metazoa, Chordata, Aves, Passeriformes, Passeridae. Gene Ontology annotation, biological process: transmembrane transport; monocarboxylic acid transport. The transcript is spliced from 3 exons. Gene Ontology annotation, molecular function: monocarboxylic acid transmembrane transporter activity. The record is from RefSeq and is a predicted model, not a curated record.